UUCAGCAAGCCACGGAUUCAAUGAGAGAGCCUCAGCCUUGCGAACUGGAACGGGUUCACCCUCUUUGCAUCGAAAGCAUAUCCUUCAGCUCAGAACUUGAAGCUACUCAUGCAACAAUACCCCGGCCCGCACGUGGCUGGCGGAAGACUAGCUAGGAAUGGGCUAGUGAAGCCUAUGUUGGGUGAAGCUGAACCAAACUUUCGGCCACUCCAGAUGCACGAGCAUGCCAAUUGUAGAAGUCGUAGAAGCGAGGAGGUCCUCUUAGCUGGAUGCCAAACGAUGAAAUGCUGCCGCGUCGUCUACCGUCGGGCUUCGCGGGUUGCUUGCUGGCACAUGCUGGAGGUUUUCGUUGUCGUAGAAACAACGCCGUCUGCUGCAAGCUGGACGCUCCGAAGUGGAACGCGCGUUACUUGAGCUUGUACUGCGCUGGCUGGCGACUGUUCUUGCACUCCUUGAGAUUGGUGAGAGCGAAGUCAGGUUUCGCUGACGAAUUGUGGGUUCCAAGCUCCUGGAUGCUCGCGGAGUAUUGCCAACAUCCUGCACGAGAGCGAAGUCGAAGCUGUUGCACUUGGCUUUCACACUUGCUACCGUUUUGCCGUGCACGUGACGAGCGUCCGCGUGGAUUUCCCCCUGGCUGGACUGUCAACGGGGUGAAGACGGGCCGAUGGCUGCAUCUGUGAGGCGCCAUUUGCGCGAUUUGACGUGCAUCAGCCGCGCUGGGGUGUUGGCAGGCCAUGAACAACGUCUAGCGAUUGUUCGGCUGAGAUGUUCAAUGUCGAGCUGCUCCCAUGGGUA
Macroventuria anomochaeta is the source of this 795-nucleotide messenger RNA. RefSeq lists its product as uncharacterized. Bases 270 to 680 code for a protein of 136 amino acids. The record is from RefSeq and is a predicted model, not a curated record. The transcript has a single exon. NCBI's taxonomy places the organism in Eukaryota, Fungi, Ascomycota, Dothideomycetes, Pleosporales, Didymellaceae.